GACGUCCUUCCGGCGGAGGCAGCAUGGCGGCCACGGCGGCUGAGGCCGUGAAGGCCCCGCCGCUCUUGGCGCUGGAGCCGCGGCUGCAGCGCGAGUUCCAGCAGAAGGUGCAGCGGUCCCGUAACAAGCGGGCGGCCAAGGUGAGAGGAGCGCCCGGCGUGGUGUUCGUGGGGCACCUCCCGCGGGGCCUCUGCGAGCCGCAGCUCCGCGAGUACUUCGGGCAGUUCGGGACGGUGACGCGGCUCCGGCUCUCCAGGAGUAAGAAGACUGGAGGCAGCAAAGGCUAUGCAUUUAUAGAGUUUGAGUGUGAUGACGUGGCCAAGAUUGUUGCAGACACGAUGAACAACUACCUGUUUUCUGAAAGACUGCUCAAGUGUCAGUUCUUACCUCCUGAAAGGGUCCAUGAGGACCUCUUCAAAGGCUGUGACAAAAUAUUCCGGAAGCCUUCCCAGCCGGCGGUCCGGCGGUACAACAGAAUCCGCUCCCUGGUGGAGAAGGCCAGGAUGACACAGCGCCUGCUGCGGAAGGAGAGGCUCUUACGGAAGAGGCUGGCUGAAAAGGGGCUCGAUUAUGACUUCCCAGGAUUUGCUAUGCAGGCCCUUUGCAAAGAGAGGAAAAAAGUUAAAACAUCCAAGAAAUCAAAACUGAACAUUUCUUUGACCAGCCAGGAUCCUACUCCAGUCUGUACUCCUGCAGUGCUCGAGCGCCGGAAAGCUGCUCAGGUGGAUGAUGAUGCAGAGGAUGAUGAAGUAACUCUCCGACUGCCCCCUGCCAGUGUUAAGAACGCUGUGCAGAGGCCAAAGAAGCAGCCAAGGAAAACCGAACCUGAAUAUACAGAAAUAGACUUAAAAUUUUAGGGGCUAUAGCCAUGUUUUCCCUCAACUUAAAAACUGUUGAGGUGGACCUUCUAGUGGUUCUUCUGUCCUGGCUCUGUUCAUCCUGACUAGACUGUUUUAGUCUUUCCUAGGCAAGGACUGUUCACAAAUCCUCCCCCUCUGCUGUAGCCAUCAGAAGACCUGUGGCCUUCUCUGCCUUUGAAGAUUUUCUUGACUUUGUGCUCACAAGUGCCCGUGCUGUGACAUGGCUACAGUCGUGCCGGAACCUUCAGUUAAUUUUGUAACUUGACUCUAGCGCUCGCUAUUUGGAAAGAAAAUGUGAGGCUGUCCAUUCAGAGCUUGCUGAGGAAAGCAAAUGUAUCUUAGAUUUAUAAUUAAUGACAGUUUAUUAAAAA
Messenger RNA from Chiroxiphia lanceolata (lance-tailed manakin), 1231 nucleotides. It is a transcript of the gene NIFK, whose product is annotated as nucleolar protein interacting with the FHA domain of MKI67. The record is from RefSeq and is a predicted model, not a curated record. Gene Ontology annotation, biological process: maturation of LSU-rRNA from tricistronic rRNA transcript (SSU-rRNA, 5.8S rRNA, LSU-rRNA). Gene Ontology annotation, molecular function: RNA binding. Gene Ontology annotation, cellular component: nucleolus. Lineage: Eukaryota; Metazoa; Chordata; Aves; Passeriformes; Pipridae.